AUGAGUAAACCGAAAAAUCCUGCCUGUAAAAAUGGCGACAGCAGAGAACGCGGCAGAGGCGGCGGCAUGAAAAAUCAGAGCAGCUAUGGACACUUGGCCCAUGGACAGAGUAAGGCUGUAGAAGACUCUCAAAGACCAGGUGCCCACUUAACUGUGAAAAAGAUUUUUGUUGGUGGCAUUAAAGAAGACACCGAAGAGCAUCACCUAAGAGAUUAUUUUGAGCAGUAUGGAAAGAUUGAAGGGAGUGAAAUCAUGACAGACCGAGGCAGUGGCAAGAAGAGGGGCUUUGCAUUUGUAACCUUUGAUGACCAUGACUCUGUAGAGAAGAUUGUUAUCCAGAAGUACCAUACUGUGAAUGGCCACAAUUGUGAAGUAAGGAAAGCCCUGUCAAAGCAAGAGAUGGCCAGUGCCUCCUCCAGUCAAAGAGGUCGAAGUGGUUCUGGAAAAUUCGGUCGUGGCCAUGGAGGUGGUUUUGGUAGGAAUGACAACUUUGGUCGUGGAGGAAACUUCAGUGGACGAGGUGGCUUUGGUGGCAGCCAUGGUGGUGGUGGAUAUGGAAGCAGUGGGCAUGGUUAUAAUGGAUUUGGUAAUGAUGGAAGCAAUUUUGGAGGCGGUAGAAGCUAUAAUGAUUUUGGCAAUUACAAUAAUCAGUCUUCAAAUUUUGGACCCAUGAAGGGAGGAAAUUUUGGAGGCAGAAGCUCUGGCCCUUAUGGUGGUGGAGGUCAAUAUUUUGCCAAACCAUGA
This is a messenger RNA of Chrysochloris asiatica (Cape golden mole), 744 nucleotides long. Its product is annotated as heterogeneous nuclear ribonucleoprotein A1-like. The record is from RefSeq and is a predicted model, not a curated record. Lineage: Eukaryota; Metazoa; Chordata; Mammalia; Afrosoricida; Chrysochloridae. The transcript is spliced from 2 exons. Gene Ontology annotation, molecular function: RNA binding. The coding region runs from base 1 to 744 and encodes 247 amino acids.